UUCUUCCUGCUGCUUCAGCCACCGGCUGUGAUGAAGCGAAGCCUCUUAACACUGAAACCACGUAUCACACAUUAGAGGACGGAGGCGUGGUCGAGUACUGCACCACCACUGUGAGUGACUCCGCCCCCACUGUGGUGGCAGCUGUCGAGGCUCCUGUAGAGAUGCUGGCCUCGUCCUCCUCCUCCUCGCCUCCCCCUCCUCCUCCUCCUCCUCCUCCUCCUCAGGCUCAGGCCAAACCUCAGGAGCUGAAGAGCCGCAUCGCCCUCAACUCCGCCCGCCUGCUGCAGGAGCAACGCGUCACCAACGUCCACAUCCGACAGAUCGCCCAGCACCUGGAGGGCCAGAACGAGCUGCUGCACAUGAUGCGGCGCUCGCAAGAGGCGCAGGCGUUCGCACAGGAGAGACAGGCCCAGGCGCUGGAGGGGACGCAGGCCGCCCUGCUGGCUCUGGUGCAGAUGCUCAGACCGGUUCUGAAGGACCUGCGCAAAUUCCUGCAGAGCGGGACGGAGGUCGCUAACGCCAGCGGCUCCUCAAUAGCAAUGACUGAUGGAUCCGGACCAGAAGAACAAAACAGACCUAAAACUCCACCUGCACCUCCGCCACAGCAAACUGAGGAGACGCAGUAGAGUGUGUGUGUGUGUGUGUGUGUGUGUGUGUGUGUGUGUGUGCUCAGCGGACAAUGAAAUGCUCAGAAUCGCCUUCAGGAGCAUGUACAGUUUUUUACUGAUGUUUUAUGACUGAAAAGUAAAAGUUUAUGUUGAACGUGGUUUUUAUUUUUGCUCCGUGUCAUUAACGGACUGAGUUUGUUUCACUUGAAGGAUGUUUUUAAUUCAUGAAGUUUAAACUCUGAGUUUCUUCAAGUCUGUGAUGUUUGAAUAAUAAUAAUCCGUCUGUUUUUU
This is a messenger RNA of Paralichthys olivaceus (Japanese flounder), 899 nucleotides long. The record is from RefSeq and is a predicted model, not a curated record. Lineage: Eukaryota; Metazoa; Chordata; Actinopteri; Pleuronectiformes; Paralichthyidae.